GGAUUCAAUAACACUUGAAAUUUGAGAGAGAAGAGAGCAGAGGAACGAUGUCGGGUAUGGGAGACGGGUACGUGGGCACGGCCCAGGACGCCGUGAGGAUCCGAAGGCUGGAGAAGCAGAGAGAAGCCGAGCGCCAGAAAAUCCUAGAGCUCAAGACCAAGUCUGCCUCCGACAAAGGCCAGCCCGGCCUCCUCCAAUUCGGCUCCAGCACUUCUGAGAUUCUGGAGACGGCGUUCAAGAAAGAGACCGUCGGAUUGGUCACGAGGGAGCAGUACGUUGAGAAGAGAGUGAAUAUUCGGAACAAAAUCGAGGAGGAGGAGAAGGAGAAGCUCCAGAAGCUUCAGCAGGAAGAGGAGGAGUUUCAGUUACAGAAGAGGAAGAAGAGGAAGGUGAAGGGGAUCAAUCGGUUGUCGUUUGCGGAUGACAUUGAGGAUCCAAGUGAAGAGGAAGAUGAUGGAAAUAAAAGUACAGAGAAUACCAAAUCACGGUCUGGUAGAUUUGGCAAAGAUCCUACUGUCGAAACAAGCUUUCUGCCAGAUAGUGAGCGGGAGGCAGAGGAACAAGCUGAGCGUGAGAGAUUGCGAAAACUGUGGUUUCUUGAGCAGGAGAGAAUACGAAAUGAGCCGCUUCAAAUUACUUACAGUUACUGGGAUGGAGCAGGGCAUAGGCGAACUAUCCAGGUACGAAAGGGGGAUAAAAUAGGAGAUUUUCUUCGCUCUGUCCAACAGCAACUAGCACCUGAGUUUCGAGAAGUUCGAACCACCUCAGUGGAGAAUUUGCUAUAUGUAAAAGAAGAUCUUAUCAUUCCACAUCAACAUAGUUUCUAUGAGCUAAUUGUAAACAAGGCAAGGGGAAAAAGUGGACCGCUUUUCCAUUUUGAUGUGCAUGAGGAUGUGCGAACAAUUGCUGAUGCUACGAUAGAGAAGGAUGAGUCUCAUGCUGGGAAGGUUGUUGAGAGGCAUUGGUAUGACAAGAAUAAGCAUAUCUUCCCUGCUUCUAGAUGGGAGAUAUACGAUCCAACAAAGAAAUGGGAGCGUUACACCAUCCAUGGGGACUGAUUUCAUAGCAGCGACGUGGGAUUCAAUGGAUUGCACCUAUCAUUGGUUUUUGGGCUCAACCUUUGCACCCAAAUUUUUGUAUAAAUUAGACCAUCAACAUGUGACAGUGGGGAUCGUAUGGGGUUGUAGUUUAGUGACUGCAUUUUCUUGAAUCUUUAACAUGCUGAUCAAGCAAUGUAAAACAAUGCAUUUUCUUUAGUUGAUAGUUGAUGACUUAUAUCUUAUAUGCAAGGGAAUCUCUAAUCUCUUU
Fragaria vesca subsp. vesca is the source of this 1308-nucleotide messenger RNA. RefSeq names its product protein XAP5 CIRCADIAN TIMEKEEPER-like. The coding region runs from base 48 to 1058 and encodes 336 amino acids. Gene Ontology annotation, biological process: chromatin organization. The record is from RefSeq and is a predicted model, not a curated record. Lineage: Eukaryota; Viridiplantae; Streptophyta; Magnoliopsida; Rosales; Rosaceae. The transcript has 12 exons. Gene Ontology annotation, cellular component: nucleus.